Artibeus jamaicensis (Jamaican fruit-eating bat) is the source of this 1301-nucleotide messenger RNA. RefSeq names its product adaptor related protein complex 1 subunit sigma 1 (gene AP1S1). The record is from RefSeq and is a predicted model, not a curated record. Gene Ontology annotation, cellular component: AP-1 adaptor complex; intracellular membrane-bounded organelle; membrane coat. The coding region runs from base 98 to 574 and encodes 158 amino acids. Gene Ontology annotation, molecular function: clathrin-cargo adaptor activity. Gene Ontology annotation, biological process: vesicle-mediated transport; intracellular protein transport. The transcript has 5 exons. NCBI's taxonomy places the organism in Eukaryota, Metazoa, Chordata, Mammalia, Chiroptera, Phyllostomidae.
GCUUCAAGCCGAGGGGGAAGAGAAGAAGAAAGGAUAAGGGAGUGGAACUGGCGCCUACGGUGGCCGGAGAGGGACUUGCCAAGACGUAGGCUGCAGGAUGAUGCGAUUCAUGCUGCUGUUCAGCCGGCAGGGAAAGCUGAGGCUGCAAAAAUGGUACCUGGCCACAUCAGACAAGGAGAGAAAGAAGAUGGUUCGGGAGCUUAUGCAGGUUGUUCUGGCUCGCAAGCCUAAGAUGUGCAGCUUCCUGGAAUGGAGGGACCUCAAAGUUGUCUAUAAGAGAUACGCCAGCCUCUAUUUCUGCUGCGCCAUCGAGGGCCAAGACAAUGAACUCAUCACACUGGAACUGAUCCACCGAUAUGUGGAGCUCCUGGACAAAUACUUUGGCAGCGUGUGUGAGCUGGACAUCAUCUUUAAUUUUGAGAAGGCCUACUUCAUCUUGGAUGAGUUUUUGAUGGGGGGUGAUGUCCAAGACACCUCCAAGAAGAGUGUGCUAAAGGCUAUUGAGCAGGCUGACCUGCUGCAGGAGGAGGAUGAGUCGCCGCGCAGUGUGUUGGAGGAGAUGGGUCUGGCAUAGCCCCCGCCUUGGCCGCAUGGAAAUGUGGGGAGCUGGUGGAGAGGCAGGGCACAAGCCGCAAGCAGCCCUUUCUGGGUGGGACUCAGCUGCCCCUCCUCUGCUGCCUCACCUUCUUUUGGAGUGAGCUGUAGGCUCAGGACCCUCAAACAGUUUCUCCCUUCACCCCCUACCUCCUGUUUCCCUUUUCCUACUGAAGGUUUUUGGAGCUGGGAGGCAGAAAAAUAUGACCAAGACCCAAGAGGGGGGUGCUAUUUGGCUUUCAUUCCCUGCCUUUGAAGAUCUGUUACUCCAAACUUCCUUCCCUCCCUUAUAACUGUAAAUAUAUAAAUAUGUCAGGUUAAAGGGAAAAGGUUUUCAGGGCUCUUCUCCCUGCCCCAUAACCUACCUCCAUCCCCCCUGCAGCCAACCAGGGCAGCCUUUCUGCCUGGGAAGGGGGCAUCUGUGUAGUGAAUGGGUUGUUCUUUCCCCUCAUCUGCCUCCUUCCCUUCCUUCUUGGCUGCAGUAGGGCCUCUGUUCAGUGCUGGGGGAGGAACAACACAGUUAAUUGUUUUUCUAACCUUGCCAUUUGGAGGGAGGGAGGGUUGGGGGAAGGGCAGGCUUCACGGGAGACUGGGCCCUGACCCUCUUCACACCAGGCUCUGGAUUAGGCAGGAGCUAAGGGGGUAGGGUGGGGAAGUGUCUGACUUUAUUUCCUUUCAUCUGAAAUAAAAGGAAACACAUUUCUGGA